GCGGCGUCCGCGGCUGCAGCAGGUCGGCCCGCAGCAGCCUCAGGCCGGGCGCCGGCAACCUCGCGGGGCGGGCAAGCGCGGCACCCCCUGCCUGGCCGCCCCCGGGGAGGUCGCCCGCGCGCGGCGGGGCCAGCAGCAUGAGCAGCGGUUACAGCAGCCUGGAGGAGGACGCCGAGGACUUUUUCUUCACCGCCAGGACCUCCUUCUUCAGGAGAGCGCCACAGGGCAAGCCCCGCUCCGGCCCUCAAGAUGUGGAGAAAGAGAAGGAAACCCACAAUUACCUCAGCAAAGAGGAAAUCAAAGAGAAAGUUCAUAAAUACAAUUUAGCAGUCACAGACAAACUGAAGAUGACCUUGAAUUCCAAUGGGGUUUACACUGGCUUCAUCAAAGUUCAGAUGGAACUCUGCGCACCCCCCCAGACGUCACUGAAGCCUGGAAAGCUCGCUCCUGGAUGCAGUGACUGCAUGAACACGCUUCAUAUCAGCAGCACAAACACUGUCGGCGAAGUGAUCGAGGCCCUGCUCAAAAAGUUUCUCGUGACUGAGAGCCCCUCCAAGUUUGCACUUUAUAAGCGCUGUCACAGGGAGGACCAAGUCUACGCCUGCAAGCUCUCAGAACGGGAACACCCGCUCUACCUGCGUCUGGUGGCAGGACCUAGAACAGACUCGCUUAGUUUUGUUCUUCGUGAACAUGAAAUUGGAGAGUGGGAAGCUUUCAGCCUUCCAGAACUACAGAAUUUCUUACGCAUCUUGGACAAGGAGGAAGAUGAGCAGCUACAGACGCUGAGGAGGCGCUAUGCAGCCUACAGACGCGAGCUGGAGGGGGCCCUGAGCCGGGCCUGGACUCCCGGCUAGCCGGGCCCUGCCCGAGCUGUGCGGACCGAGGACAGUGCAGACGGUUCCGCCCGUGCUCCGGCCUCCCCUUUCAUCUCUAGGCCUAGUUCCCCACACUGGCCACAGCGCCCUGCACCUUCAGCCUCCCGCAUGCAGUGCCUGCCAGUCCACUCUGUCACCGCACAUGGAGCCUGCCAGUGGGCUCUGUCACCGCCUGCAGAGCCUCCCAGCCUGAUCCAUCACCAUACAGGGGCCUGACAGCCCUCUCUGUCACCACACGCUGUGUUGUCUGGGCAGCUGUGCACCCGCUGUCUCUGGAGCAUCAUAGCGGGCUUGGGAGCAUGAACUCUGGAGUUUUUUGGUUUGUUUGUGUCCUUAAUUUUUUUUUCAGUUAUUUUAAUUAUGUGAUGAUAAUGAUAAGCUUAAGGAUGUGCAAAUGAUUUUUAAAAAGCUUAACUAGGAACCUCUCUGAAUAUUUGCCCUAUUUUGAAACUACCUGGUUUUUGUUUUUUUUAAAUGUCAGAAGCAUCUAUCCAUGGGGAUCAAAAGGCACAGGAAUCUAGGAACUCUAAGGAAUUUGUGAAGGAUUUUGUAGCAUUUGGGCAAAGAAAGUAAAAGCAAGUUUGGAAGAAGGCAGGUGUAGCGUGGAGAGCUCAAGGCUGGGUAGGCAGCCUGGCUGGUAAGGGGAAGGUCGAAGAGAAAGGGGUAGUUGCUUGUGAGUGAACUAAAAGCGUUCAGUGGUGAGAUGUUAAAUUCAUUUUAGGAAUGUUUCAUUUCCUGGUGGGUAAACUGUGGGAACAGAGCCAAAGAGCAGGAGCUAAAUAAACCAAAAGGAAGGACCUAUGGACUCUGCAGCUGACCAGAGAUCUGAGCAGGUAGAACCUUGAAACAGGGGUGGGGGUCCACGUGGCUGACUCUGCCCUCUUGGUGGAAGCUUCUCUGCACAGGCAGGGCUGGGACCAUGUGCUGAGUUGCAUUCAGUGCAUACACAGUUGCCCCUAGAAGUUGUUUUCAAAGUUGAAGAGCAGUUGGGGAGGGCAGCUAUUUCCACCUGGACUGUGAGCUGGGGGGCUUGUGAAGGGCUCCCAGCGCAGUGAAGGGUCAUAGCUCCCUUCUGGACAGUCGUCCCUUGCUUCCAUUCCUGUUUCCUGUCCCCUCCUUUCUUCCUUCCUGCCUUCUCUCUCUUCCUCACU
Molecule: messenger RNA, 2026 nt
Organism: Otolemur garnettii (small-eared galago)
Lineage: Eukaryota; Metazoa; Chordata; Mammalia; Primates; Galagidae
Gene: RASSF3
Product: Ras association domain family member 3
Exons: 5
Coding region: 138-854 (238 amino acids)
Biological process (GO): signal transduction
Cellular component (GO): cytoplasm
Source: RefSeq, a predicted model, not a curated record